Ostreococcus tauri is the source of this 3909-nucleotide messenger RNA. Its product is annotated as Armadillo-type fold. Lineage: Eukaryota; Viridiplantae; Chlorophyta; Mamiellophyceae; Mamiellales; Bathycoccaceae. The transcript has a single exon. The coding region runs from base 1 to 3909 and encodes 1302 amino acids. Gene Ontology annotation, biological process: mitotic sister chromatid cohesion; DNA repair. The record is from RefSeq and is a predicted model, not a curated record. Gene Ontology annotation, cellular component: nucleus; chromatin.
AUGACGGGUGACGAUGCAUCGCGCGCGCGAACGCAGGCGCUCGCGGAUGCGCUCAGUAAGGUGGAUCAAGGCGGCGACGGCGCGAAGGCGCUGCUAGAUACGACCAAGGCGCUCACGACUCGGUUCGUGAUGACGCACGAGAGUAAGCGGGUGCGCGUGCUCACAGCGCUAUGCGUUUCAGAUAUCAUGCGCGUGUGCGCGCCAGACGCGCCUAUCGAGGGAGACGAGGCGAUGCGGGACGUGUACGAAUUGUUUCUGGAUGCGCUGGGAAGUUUGAAAUCCAUUGAGAGCGAAGAAUUCGAGUCAGCCAAGAGUCUGUUGAUGAACAUCGCGAACAUCGGCCUGUGCGUUCCGAUGUUGGAUCUAGAGUGCGACGGCGCGGAUACCCUGGUGCGGGACCUGUUCAGAGUGUUGUUGGACGCGGUGAACGCGUCAAACUCGACGACGGUGACGGAGGAAAUCUCAAAGGUUUUGACGACGAUGAUCGAGGAGAGUUGCGACGAGGAUACGCCAGUGCCGGCAGACAUUGUCUUCGAGGUGCUCUCGCGCUUGAUCGAUCCUGUUCGAACGGAGAACCCGGCGUCGUACAGGUUAGCGGUGGAGCUUGUUCGAAAGUGCGAGCACCAGCUGCACACGCCAAUCCAAAAUUUUUUGACAGAGGCCAUGCACGGGAGCGUUGACGAGGACAGUGCACUGGCUCCGCUGAGUAAGCGACACGUCGAUGUUAUCGAGGAAAUCGCAGUGUGCGAUCCUACGGCGCUCGUCACCGUGUGGCCGUCCGUCACUGAUGACUUGCAAGCGGAUGACUUGAGCGUGCGCCUGCGCGCGGUGAAACUCUUCGGUCGAGUAUUCGCCUUUGCGGAAUCUAGAACGGCUGAAGAUUAUCCACAUCUUUUGCUCGAGUUCGCUCGAAGAUUCAACGACAAGGCGGUUGAGGUUCGUCUCGAGAUGGUGAAAUGGAGCCCGAAGUUCUUGAAGUCACGCGUUGAUCCGCAUGCUGAGCUCACGUCUGUUCCCGCCGCCACCAUCGUCAAGCAACUGCGAGAGCGCCUGCAUGAUUUUGACGAGAGCGUUCGAUCAACGACGGUGAGCGUGCUCUGCGAUUUGUUGGACGCGCCGACGUCGACAGAUCUGUUCCCUCUCGAGUUCCUGCUCGAAAUAGGCGAACGCAUCAAGGACAAGAAAUCGAGCGUGCGGAAGGUCACGUUGAAGCGCUUGUGCAUCUCUUACCGUGCGUACGCGCAGCGUUGCUCGGAUGAUGCGCCUGCUUGGGAGACCAAGCGUUUCGACUGGAUCCCGUGUGCCCUUCUUCGCGCCAUCACUAUUCCAGACGUACGUCUGCAUGCGGUGGAACCGGUACUGGCGUCAAUGUUUCCUGCGAAGAUGUCCGCAGAUGUGCGAAGCACGUUCUGGUUGCGGGCACUGAAUCUCGCUGAUGCAUUCACAAUUCGAUGCUUGAAGCACUUGCUGCUCGCCAAGGCGCAAAUGCAGGCCGAUAUGCGGGAGUAUAUGAUGAUUCGUUCGAAACUCAGCGGUAUGAACAAGAAGGAUGGGGAAGCGGCGCUGGCAAAGAUUUUUGACGCCAUAAAAGUGCACUUUUCUGAUCAACACAAGGCGAAAGAUGCUAUGAUGUCGCUGCACGCGCAGAAAGAUGGAAAUAUUUUCAGAUGCAUUCAAACGAUUUUGAACCCGGAGACGGCCUUUGCGGACGCGGUGAAAGCUGAAGAAGACGCUAUCAAGCGAGCGAAAUCGAGCUCUCAAGGCGUUGAUUUGGACUUCAUCAAGGCUCUUUUGCUUAAGAACCAAUCUGCGCCGUUCGGACGAGAGCAUGUCCGCGGUACGCUAAAGGCUGCGUGUAAAGCCACUCGAUCGACGCAAUCGUCCAAAACGUCCACUGCGCCGCAAGCUGUGAUCGUCGCUCUCGAGCACUUGUGCGUUCUUGCCGAAACUUUUCCAAAACUUUUCUCGGGCUGCGGCGAUGAGGUGGAUGAGUUACUUGACGCUAAAGAUAAACAAACGGUCACCUUGACGUGUAGAAUUGCUUCAGAAGCGGCGAGUGCACUGAAGUUGACGCCGCGUCGUGGAUCGAUCUGGCAAAAGCUCAAGGCAAAGUGUUCUCGAGGCGAUCACGAACAGGCUAAGCUGGCGAUCAAGGCUCUCGGGCUCUUACAAAAGGGACUCGAUGAGCAGAUCGAUUCGACCGAUGCUCUCGCUGGCGCCACAGCUGGACAACUUGCCGAGGUGUACUUUGAUAUGGUCGAGAUGCUCGCGGAGGACCUGGUUUCUGAUCAAGAUUUGCCGGCGGUGCUGGGUGCGGUUGGUACUAUUGGUCGCUUCCACCAGCAAACAUUCAUGUUACAACUCGCUGAGGUCGAACAGUACAUCACACACACACUUUUGAUGCGACCACCGACGAAAGGACGAGUUGCCGUCGGUGUCGUGAGUGAUCUGGCGCAUCUACAAGCUUACGGUUUGAAGGCUCUCACCAAAGCUGCCGCGCAUCGCACGGCCGCAGACACCGUCGAAUCGUCGUUUACGACGCGAGUCAUCGAGUUGCUCCACAGCUACGCCGAACCGAAAUCAUACGUUGAAGCGGGGAUCUUCGAAGAUUAUGUCAGCGCGGAUGCGAUGCACCUACGGUUUACGGCGUGCAAGGCGAUGCAGAUCAUCUCUCGCUACGCUGCGAUCGGCUUAGUUAAGCCAGACGCGUGGGUGUGCGUGUCCAUGUUCUUGCAUGAUUGCGAAUCGGCGACAAUGCGUUAUGAAAUGAUCUCCGAGCUUAAGGCUGGCCUCGUCGUUAGACCGAACGAACGCAUGCUACCGAUGAUGUGGGCUGCUACUCUCGCUCUCGCUCUUGUGGACAAAGACAAGAGUGUCCGCGAUUUGGCGAACGAUUCGUUCGCUAGUUGGGUUGCCACACAACGUCAGCGCUCUGCAGCAGUGGCUGAGCAAGCAGCCACAAAUAAGUCGAAGGACGGCUCAAAGUUCUUGUUGGUGCACAUGCCCGAGUACGUGCUCGUGUACAUGGUAUUCCUUCUUACACGUCACCCGCUCGCGCCGAAAACCGCUGAAGAAGGCAUGGAAGAACGUGGUCAGAGGUGGCGUCAAGUCCAGUUAAUCGUCUCCGCAGCCGUCUCUAUCCUCACGAAUGGUACGAAUGGUGAUGCUAUUCCUGUCACGUGCAAGAUGCUUCGACGUUUGAAGACGACGCUAGACAAGGUUAACCCUGGCAACUCGGAACUGAUGUAUUCGUUGAGCGACUUGGUCCUUUUCAUCGUGGUGGACCUCGCGGGAGCCAAGGGGUGGGAUGCCAGCAAGUUUCCAGGUCACGUGGUCUAUCCGACUCAAUUGUUUAAGACGACGCCGUUCAUGGCGAGUGGUCCGCCCGCGAAAGAGGGAGCACAACCUGGACUUGGCGACUACUCGCAUUUGCCUCGUGGCUACGUCAUCGUGCGUUCUGUGCCCAUCGCCUCGACAUCGAACAAAGCGGAUCCAAAGCAAGCGCAGAAGCGCCCGCGGCCGAAGAGCACCAAAUCAACGGCAAUGGGUGGAAAAGGUAAGCCGCUCAAGCAGACCAAGCUGUCUUUCACUGCGGGCACUCGAGCGAUGCCGGAACGAGGGGCUCGUCGAGAGCCCAUUGUGGACGUGGUAGAUGGAGACAUCGAGAACGAGUUCGACGAAGAAGAUGAGAGCGAAGACGAUUACGAACACGUCGACACAAACACAGCGCUCGUCGUGGUUUCGUCUCCUCCCACUUCUCCCGGACCUUUGUCGGAAAAUAUGACGGCGAGUACUCCCGCUAGAAAUCGAAGAGUUGACAAGGCGACGAGGGGCGACGUGCAGAUGACAGCCGCCGUGGAUGUCGACAUAGAUCCGGAGGAGAAGCGUUCUAGACGGCGUCGACGUUGA